This is a messenger RNA of Acanthoscelides obtectus, 2977 nucleotides long. NCBI's taxonomy places the organism in Eukaryota, Metazoa, Arthropoda, Insecta, Coleoptera, Chrysomelidae. The record is from the annotation of a GenBank genome assembly.
UCAAUUAUUUUCAAUAUUUUCUAACUAAUUUGCAUGAACUUAAUUGAAUUGCUCAUUUGAUGUGUAGAUGGCAACAGGCUGUGUAUGAGUUUGGGUGAUGGCUAGUAGGUAAUGAUGUAUGAUAUGAAAUGUUUCUUGGUGGAACAACUUGAGAAACGUAUUAACUGUAUUAACUCAAGCACACUCAGUGGAAAGUAUCUCAGAUCAAGUGACAGCCAAGUGAUCUACAAGAACACACACCAUCAACUUUCCAAACAAGGCUUGGGUGGUUGUAAUGAAGCAGCUAUUCCAAUAUGGUGUCCGCGAAGUUAGUGCUCAAGGCGGCAAAGAUUUCGUCACCGUAACAUAUCACCUUAAGGCUCACAUCGAAACAGAAGUUUUUGAAUUUGUCGGUGCGACACCUUCGCACCAAACUAGACAAAGAUGAAGAACUUGAAUUAUUAUAAAGUAUUGUCUGUAGGUGUAAGUUUGAUUUACUGCCUGAAGAGAUGAAAUCAGCAGCCGAUAUUUGAAUGGUUGUUCAAUGUUUUCGACCUCAUCUACCAAAAACUUCAUAUGUUAUAUAUGGAACAACCUAUAGGUGGUGUUACCGGUUUCAUUGCGUGUCCUGGUAGUGCAUUUUCGAGAGACAAUAUAUCUUGAAUAUGAUUGUCUGGCCAAUCAAAACGACACAUAUGUAAAAUUCUUUCUUGGACAACCAUUCGGUUCCAACGGUGACCAUCAUCGACUUUAAUUGAAAUUUAUUGGCAGUAUAUUUUAUUAAUCUUUUUUCCAGUUUCACAUUACUUUACAGUGUGUUUGUUCUAUUACAAUAGUCCGAAAGGUCCUGUAACAUGCUAAGAUUCCGCGAAGCAAUCAUUGUAAUUUUAGGAUGGUUCUGCGCAAAACUAGCUGAGCCCAGGACUGCUUGGGUUAGGCAUUCCGUCCCCAAAAGAACGUCCAGCUUUCUAAAUCGAUAAGCGAGCAUAAGGUCGUUUUCAAUGUACCAGUCACGUCACACUCCCCCAUCGUCCCGAACAUGCCAAGUCCAACGAAAACGUGAAGACAAAACCAGAACUGUAUUCCUAACACAUUGGUUAGUUGUUAUGUAAUCUUCGACUAAAAUGCUGCACGUGAUGUGCAUUUAUGGAUCUGAAUAAUAUAAGACGCAACAGUUUGGCCGUGAGGUGCGAAGUAAAAUGUCUACGGAAUUGACAUCUAAUAACAAACUAUAAAAAAAAACCUUGAAAAAGGUCAUGGUCUGUUAGUUAUGUUGGAGAAUACAAAUUAGUUCUUUCCUUCAAGGAUACUCAAACAAACAACCAACAGUCCACUAGAGAAGUAGAAAGAGAGUUGUUAAAUUUCAUACAGACAGUUAUUGUUAUUACAAAAAUAAGUUAAAGGAAUCAGCCCGAAUGAAGUGAGUGAUGGUCCAUCCGUGGGCAUACAAAACAAAACAAAACCGGCAGCAAAUUCUCACAAAUCUAUAGAUCCAUAUUCUUCAGCUCCCGAUUUUUCAACUUCAAAAAUGCAGUAUUGACAAUACCGUCCUAAGUGCAAUGCGAAACUUCUAGAACUACCUAGUGCCUAACAUAAAUCGUCUUCAUAAUUCUUCCUUUUUGUGAAUUGGAAACUGAAAUUGUUGAUUAUUACCGUAUUUAAUGCUGAAAUAAACAGUUGGGGUUCGUGUUGCAAAUCCCAUGUCUAAUCUCUCAAAACAGGUUAUUCACCGGAACUUCCUACCAACUUCUGAAAUGCCAUUACUGAUCAGUUUUUAGCCAUGUAUAUAACAGGUUUGUACUCAUAAAACACUCUUACAUGAAAACUGUUUAUUGUCCAAAAACGAAAAUACGCAUCUGAAGAUGAGUAAUGCAGUAUAAUUUACGAAAUUUCAACUGUAAUAUGAACUUAUAAAGUUAACAUAUGCCAUUUAACAACAUAUUUGGUCUUCAUAUUCUACUACAAAAAAACACUUACAUACUUAUUACAGAUUGUAGAACAUUUAUUGUCGUUGUGAGACGGGCUCAUGUAACACCUACGUCAUUUUUUACUUUAACAACUGCAAGGAUCAAGAACUCUGGGCUGAGAAGUCGACGGCUUCUUUGCAUGGCUGAACGAAGCUCCCUAGGUAGUCUUGGUUCCGAUAAACGUCGUCUCAGAUGAAGUUCAAUUAGAGUUUGCCUCAGGGAACAAUAAAAUUUCGUCGCCUAAUAGAAUUUCCAGUCCCAGACCGGAACAAAAACAAAGGAAUUUACAGAAGCUGUAUGCAUAAUAGGAUACCAAAUAGUACAAGGCCAUCUUCUCGUUCUUUAACCUGUAUUGUAAUUUACAUACUUCCGAUCUAAUGCAUCACCUCCCGCCUUCAUGGAGUGAUACAAAUAAUAUAGAAUCAUAUCAGGCUUCUUUGAUUCUUCUACUAUUUUGUUAUCAUACUGCAAUACGAGAACGUGUUUCUUCGGUUUUAGAACUUCGACACUAAGGUUGUAGUGCAAGUGUACAUAAACUUAGAAGUACCUGGCCGUGUUUUAUUAUUUAGAACUACAUAUUGAGGUAUUUUUUCUUAUUUUUACGGUUCCUCCCGACAUAGGUCAGUUGGCUGUUGCGCAAUUCUACAUCUAAUUCUAUUGACGUGAACCAGUGAUGUGCGGUGAUAUUUCUGUUCGUUUAGACGAAAGCAUUGAGCAGGUAGUGAGUAUUUGCAUCACAAAGGCAUAGCAUCUUCAGUCCCUACUUGUUCUGUUUAGUAUUCUUGUAUGUUCAGAAAGAACAUCGGCCCACGAGCAACUCGUCUUUUGCAGGGACUCACCAUGAUAUAACAAUUCCCUCAGUUCGGUAUGAAUAUCUCAAACAUUUCACGUAUGGCGUAAUGUAUCUGCCUUUCUCGAGUCACUGGUAGAAAUACUAUGAAACCUCUAUGUGGCUAGCAAAAACAUGAACCUCUUUAGGGGCCUAGUAGCACGGAAAAUGUCUCUGCCAGUGCAGUCUGAUGCAAAUAAAC